UUCAACCAGUGGGUCCAGACAUCAGUUCAUCACCUGUGAUGUCCUCGUCUGAUUGGCUUUGGAAGACUUGGCAUGAUCCCAAAACCUCCCCCUUCGUGGAAGAUGUAGGAGUGUGAAUUUAUCGCCACGUAGGUGCCACGUGAUGAAGGCCAAACUCUCGGAAAGUCCUUUGCGCCGGGAACAGCCCAUUAUUCCUCCCGAUACUGUACGUCGGUGUUCUUCCCAUACUUUUCAUUUUUUCGGGGCAAAGGCGGUGCAACGCGUUCUAUCUUAAUAAAUAUUAUGGACAGCAUCCCCCUCUCCCCCACUACACAACACAUCACACAGUACCCAAGUCCUGGAGAUUCGGAUUGAGAUCACAGUAGGUGUUAUUGAUAAAUCGACUGCGAAUAGAAAGCUCAGCACCAUGGUGGCGGUGAAGAGAGCAAAUCGCCAAUAAUCUAAUUUAGCAAGGGAAAGUCGCGAGCGUUGCAGGUGUGCAUCCCCUACCGUCUAGGCAACUUGAAGAGGUAGUUCCACCGACUCUUGAGUCCGAUGGAUCCCCUGCUGGACGGACAGUCCUCUCUGCAGAUCUACUCGAUGUCGUUGCUCGCAUUAUUGUCGAGCUGAAGUGCCGCCUCUGUGUUUCAAAGAAGGUUUCGCAGCGUUUCUUAUUUCACAGUUUUCUCCUGAAGAUCGGUCGGAAGCCGCCCUAUGGGUGACACUUCCUUCUCUCUUUUCUUGGCCAGCUCUAAGCAAUUGGAUACACUCGGUGUCAAACUGAGUGAAUACAAUGGUGCAGAGCUGAUCAAGAAAAGGGCUUCUUCCCAAAUGUUUGCAUUUGGUUCCUGCCCUCCUAUUUUUCAAGUUAUUCCAUCUAGGGCAGGAGUUUUCUCCGUCGGUCGCCGCUUGACUAAGUCGCCAAUCUCCUCGUCCUCAAGUUUGGUGAUUUCUUCCAUAUGAACUGAAGUUGUCAAGAGGACUCUUGUGGCCCCUCAAAAUCAAUAGGCGUAUCUUUAGCCGCAUUGUGAGCAACUAUUCCGUUAGAGCGCGACUGGUAAACUAGAAAACCAAUUUCAUCUUACCCCAUAUCUUGUUGAAAACCUGCCCAAGCCAACCCACAGCCUAGAACAAGAACUUCAGAAACACGUAGCAAAACACAUUUUUCUGAAUGGAAGUGUCAAAGAUCUUACUUCAUCUCUUUCACAUCUCUAUUCAGAAAAAUGUGUUUUGCUUCAUGUGUACAUUGAACAAGUGUCCAUGUAUGUUAGAGAAUUCACCUCAUGUAUAUACUGAUCAGAUUAUUCAGGUUGUAAAAAUUGAGAAAACGAUAUGAAAGACAUGAGCUUUUGCUUCUU
This is a messenger RNA of Marchantia polymorpha subsp. ruderalis, 1337 nucleotides long. Lineage: Eukaryota; Viridiplantae; Streptophyta; Marchantiopsida; Marchantiales; Marchantiaceae. The record is from the annotation of a GenBank genome assembly.